CAGCGGUUCAAAGCCCCGAUAUCCAUUAAAUAUCCGAUUUGUUUCUUUUUUUUUAAACACAUCCAAAGGAUCCCGUGACGGCGUUUUUGUGAUCGAUGUGCCAAAAGUGCCAGGCUACGUGGGCUAAGAAUUGCAAUUGGCUUACGAAGAGCACAAGGAAAGCACAAAAGGAUUGACAGAGAACAGAAAUAUCAGAAGUUCCAUUACUAUAUUAUCUACAAGAAGGAGCUAAGAAGCAGAAAAAACAAUUUACUAAAUAAGCUAUAAACGGAUUAUCUACAGUGGAGUUGUGAGAAAUCAAAAGUAUACGAAAAGCAAAGGAUCGACAUAUAUCUAGACAAUCAGAGAGUAAUUCCAGUUUCCAAAACCCCAUAAUAAAUGGUAAACAUCCCAACAAGAACCUCCUACAAAUAAUCAAAAAGGAAAGCACAAAGCACAGUGGCACAAAGCACUCAAGCAAAGCGGCCUUGAAAGCAAGCAAAGCCUAGUAAAAAUCGGGCACUAUCAGGGCCCCGCCAUGCACAAAAGAAAGAAACGCUAGACCUUAGAGAAGUGAGCAGAAGAAAGAGUACACAAAACUAGACCGAAGAAACAAGGGACAAGAAAGUAAACACCCAUCGCAAUCAGGGUAUAAUCACACCCAGCACUACAGAACAAACCCCUGCCUCAAGAUGGUGCUAAACCUCCUCUUCAUAACCACUGUGAUCAAGUCCACAUUCGGUGUGGUGACCACGGGGCUCUGGCUCAUUCCCCUGAUGCUGGCCGCCAUCACAUACUAUCGCUACGAUGCCGUGGACCCCGAAUCGAGGCCCCUGGACCAACUGAAUCUCUUUCCCGAGUACGACUUCAUUGUGGUGGGCAGUGGUUCGGCGGGCGCUGUGGUGGCCAAUCGAUUGAGCGAGGUGCGAAAAUGGAAAGUACUGCUGAUAGAAGCCGGUCCCGAUGAAAACGAGAUCUCGGAUGUGCCAUCGCUGGCGGCCUAUUUGCAGCUGAGCAAAUUGGACUGGGGCUACAAGACGGAGCCCUCGACGAAGGCCUGUCUGGGCAUGCAGAACAAUCGAUGCAAUUGGCCCAGGGGUCGUGUCCUGGGCGGCAGUUCGGUGCUCAACUAUAUGCUCUAUGUGCGAGGCAAUCGCAACGAUUACGAUCACUGGGCCUCGCUGGGAAAUACUGGCUGGGACUACGAUCAUGUGCUGCGGUAUUUCAAGAAGUCCGAGGACAAUCGCAAUCCCUAUUUGGCCAACAACAAGUAUCAUAGUCGUGGAGGACUGCUGACGGUCCAAGAAUCGCCCUGGCACUCCCCGCUGGUCGCCGCCUUCGUGGAGGCCGGAACUCAGAUGGGCUAUGAGAAUCGUGAUAUAAAUGGAGCCCAACAGGCGGGCUUUAUGAUCGCCCAGGGAACCAUUCGCCGAGGCUCGAGGUGCUCCACGGCCAAGGCCUUCCUGCGACCCAUACGUUCGCGCAAGAACUUCCAUCUCUCGAUGAACUCUCAUGUGACCCGCAUUAUCAUCGAACCCGGAACGAUGAGGGCCAAGGCCGUGGAGUUUGUGAAACACGGCAAGGUCUAUAGGAUAGCAGCCAGGAGGGAGGUGAUCCUAUCGGCAGGGGCCAUCAAUACGCCGCAACUGAUGAUGCUUUCCGGCCUGGGACCACGAAAACAUCUCGAAAAGCAUGGCAUACGAGUCUUGCAGGAUCUGCCCGUGGGUGAGAACAUGCAGGAUCACGUGGGAAUGGGCGGACUCACCUUUUUGGUGGACAAGCCCGUGGCAAUUGUUCAGGAUCGCUUCAAUCCCACGGCCGUGACCUUUCAGUAUGUGCUGCGCGAACGAGGACCCAUGACCACUUUGGGCGGAGUCGAGGGUCUGGCCUUCGUCCACACACCCUACUCGAAUCGCAGUCUCGACUGGCCGGACAUUCAGUUCCACAUGGCACCGGCCUCCAUUAAUUCCGACAAUGGAGCUCGGGUGAAGAAGGUGCUGGGCCUCAAGGAAUCGGUGUACCAGGAGGUGUACCAUCCCAUAGCCAACAAGGACAGUUGGACGAUAAUGCCGCUGCUCCUGAGACCCAGAUCGCGGGGUUCCGUGAAGCUGCGAUCGGCGAAUCCCUUUCACUAUCCCCUAAUCAAUGCCAACUACUUUGACGAUCCGCUGGAUGCCAAAACCCUGGUGGAAGGUGCCAAGAUAGCGCUGCGAGUGGCCGAGGCCCAGGUUUUCAAGCAGUUCGGCUCGAGGCUGUGGCGGAAACCAUUGCCGAACUGCAAACAGCACAAGUUCCUGUCCGAUGCCUAUCUGGAGUGCCACGUGAGGACCAUUUCGAUGACCAUCUAUCAUCCAUGUGGCACCGCCAAAAUGGGACCCGCCUGGGAUCCCGAAGCGGUGGUGGAUCCCCGCCUGCGGGUCUAUGGUGUCCGGGGAUUGAGGGUGAUUGAUGCCAGCAUUAUGCCAACGAUUAGCAGCGGCAACACCAAUGCACCGGUGAUCAUGAUAGCGGAAAAGGGCGCCGAUCUCAUCAAGGAGGACUGGCUUACGAAUCCCGAGUAUAAGGUCAAGCGGCAAACCCAUGUAGCAAGAGAUGCGGAGCCAGCUGGUAGCAGCAUUCAAGGCAUCAUCACUCUGCCCGCCAGCAAUAUCACUCAAAGCGACAGCAGCAAUAUCGCCGGCAACAGCAGCAACAUCGAGAGCAUCUUUGGCAACAGCAGCAACAUCAGCAACAUCAGCAACAUCGACAGCAGCAACUUCACACUCAACUAUGCGGAUAGUUAGUGACCCCAAGAUGGGUUAUAUAAACAGAAGGGCUCCAGUCAGCUCCAGAUUUUGUGCUCAGGGCUCGGUUAGCUUUAAACACUCCCAAAGUGUCCACAACGAGAAACAACACAAAAUGUUUGCCAUUGCUAAAGUAAAUUGUUGACAAGGUUGAAAGAGAACUCAACUAAAGCCAGAAUGUGAUUGAAAAGCUUAGGAACUCACAGAAAAUUCUCCACUGGAACCAGAAGCUAUCUUUUAUUAACCAUGAGUCUAUCUUAAUCAUGGGAUCCACCAAAAAAUAUCUACAAAAAAGUACACAACUUUUCUACAAGCUACUAAAGUUAAUUGCAUUAGGAAGACACUUUGUAAGGCCCAUAAAAAUGAUUACAAAAUCCCACUAUUGAACCAGAAGCUGUAGGCAAAUAUAAUCUAUUGCCUCUACUUUAUGAAGCCAUUAAAAGCAGCUCUUUAUAAAAGGUUUACGCCUGAGACUUAACGAACUCAAACUUUAUAUUUCAAACUGUUGUUGGUUUAAAUCUGUCUUUUAUUAAGACAAUGAUUAAAUCUUCAUUAAAAAAAUUGUUCUUAAACUUGAAGUCCAGAAAAGUCGAGGUAUAAUAACGGACUUAACAAAGGAGAGGUUUCGAAACUCGUACUCCCCACUGAAUCUCAUCGCUUGACGUCCUCAAAAACCCUACACAACGAUCCAUUGCAAGACGUAAUCCAGAAAUCGAGUCAUAGAUUAAAUGCUUAGCCUCAACUAUGCUGUAUUCCUAGAUAUAUUAAGUAAUUGUUGUCUUCUUUCUUUUUUUUUUGUUUAUAUAUUAUUUAUGAUAAGCUAGGGGUAGAUAAUUUAAUAUUGUUUGACUAUUUUUAGGAAACUCCCAUAUACGC
Messenger RNA from Drosophila subpulchrella, 3638 nucleotides. Its product is annotated as glucose dehydrogenase [FAD, quinone]. Gene Ontology annotation, molecular function: oxidoreductase activity, acting on CH-OH group of donors; flavin adenine dinucleotide binding. The record is from RefSeq and is a predicted model, not a curated record. The transcript is spliced from 2 exons. NCBI's taxonomy places the organism in Eukaryota, Metazoa, Arthropoda, Insecta, Diptera, Drosophilidae. The coding region runs from base 672 to 2762 and encodes 696 amino acids.